AUGACGGAAAUGAGGGAUUCAAAAAUCGUCGAUAGACUAACUUUGCAGCAAUUUGAGGUUAUUCAUAUUUUUUCAGUAAAUAGCUUUUCCCGUUUUCAGAGUCUGGCCAAAAAGGAAUUUGAAGUGAUGGAGCAAAUUAUGCUUCAAGUUAAUCUACUUCUAAAAAUAAGAAACGAGAACAUUGAGAAGCAGGUGACAUCGAAUAAAAUAAAAAAGCACACAGAAAAUUCAGAUAAUUGCCGAGAAUUCGCGAGUGAGUUACUCCCGAACAAUGAGCAAUGUUACGGAAAAAGUUCUCUCCUCUCUGAAAGUUAAUACAGGUCGGAAAAAAAAAUGAUUAUUUUUCCCUCUCAUUUCUAUUUAGCUUUUCAGAACUGAGCAGUCGUGUCAAGAAAGGCGAUUAUUCGUUUUUGGAAGAGAAGAAGUCAGAUGAAAACGCUUCAGUUUCCCAGAAAGAAGUGCCGAAUGAGCCACAAAUUGAUAAUUUCAGGCCUGUUGAAAUCAGUGGUUCGGAAGAUUAAAAUUUACAGUUUCAAUCAAUUUCUUUCAGUUCCUAUUUUCACUUCGUCUUUUGGAAAACAAUUGACAGCUGAUAUGGAAAGGAAGACGAACAUAAAUUUGAAGAAGCAGGUACCCUUGCAAGAGGUUUUUGAAGUUAUAUAGUUUGUUCUAAAACUGUCGUUUAUAGUCAAAGAGUGUUGUUCUACCACGACGGCGUAUUUUGACACCCAACAGUUUGAAUGGGUCUUUUUUGAACCUUGAGAAUGGUAUAAAAUCUGUCAAGGUUCCGUGUUUAUUUUUUUAAAUUCAGAAAUAACACUCUUGGAAGUCAACAAACUCAAGUUAGACUUUCCUGAAAGUGAUGGAGAAGACAGCGAUUCUGAAAGAGGUGCACAAAAUCUCUUGAAAGUAAGAAAGCAUUUUAGCUUCACAAAAAAAAAGUUGAAUUUGCAGCAAAUAGAAGUUGAAAAAAGACAAUCGCCUAUUUUCACGUCGAGGGCAGGAACCGAACUCAGAUCUGCGGUGAAAACGAUCAAGAAGGUUGAUGAGAAUUUUUUUCAUGCACAAUGA
Caenorhabditis auriculariae is the source of this 1071-nucleotide messenger RNA. The record is from the annotation of a GenBank genome assembly. NCBI's taxonomy places the organism in Eukaryota, Metazoa, Nematoda, Chromadorea, Rhabditida, Rhabditidae.